AUGGGGAAGAAACAGGAGACCAUUGUGGCUGCGCCAUGGGGCAUGAAAGGCAGCAGUGAGAGAGUGUUUGCUCCAGUAAAUUUGCACUGCCUUCUUGUUGAUCACCUCUGCACUGGACCAGCACCACCGUGUCUGGCCCCCAUCGGACUUGUUGCACCUCAGCUUUUGGCAUCAGGGCUGGAUGCAUAUGUGGAGUGUUCCCAAGAGAUCCAGAAAUCCAAACCCUGGCCUGUGAUGUUAACUGAAUGGGACUUUCUCCCCGCCCUCAGGACCAAGAUGGCCCUCCUUCCCCCGCUGGACUGGCCAACAAGCUUCCCCGAAGAUGCUCCCCACUCGGGUAGCCAGGCCCUUGAUCUGUUUUUUGCCCUUCUUGGUGCCAACGACCCCCAGAAUACUGCAUCAGGGGGCUCCUUUGCUAAAGGGAGUCCCUUCAGUAAACCUUUCCAGGGUCUUCCAUUUCCUGCCCUUUCUGGCCCCCACACUGACCUUCCUCUUCCCACUGGGGCUCUGGCUGUUACCGUAGUAGUGACGUCAGCAGCCGGCCUGCCCCUCAGUGAGGGGGAGCCUUCACCGGUCCCCGAACCUGGUGCCCAGGUCUGCCGGGGUGCGCCCCCUUCUCUGGCUGCUGCCUCCCACUGUGCAUGGUGCACGGAGGUCUCCGGGGAGCCCCUCAUGGGCCGAGUCCACCCCGCUUUCCGCUCUUCCAUUGGCCUGUGGGAGGGGAAGUUGGGGAAGAGGGGGGUGAACCGAGGUCGCGCGAGAGCGGCUCUCGGCACUCAAUGCGCAGGUGCGGAGAGGCUGGCUGGGGCCCGGGCCGGGGGCGGGCCAGAAGACGCGUCGUUUGAUUUUGGAGACUGUGGCAGAGCAAUCUGGGUUGGACCUCUGGGCGGAAAGCGUUUGUCAGGGGCACAUCCUAGAACGAAGGUUGUGAGAUUCCCGAUGGUGUCCAUGACUUUCAAACGGAGCCGCAGCGACCGGUUCUACAGCACCCGGUGCUGCGGCUGUUGCCAUGUCCGCACCGGGACGAUCAUCUUGGGGACCUGGUACAUGGUGGUAAACCUAUUGAUGGCAGUUUUGCUGACUGUGGAAGUAACUCAUCCAAACUCCAUGCCAGCUGUCAACAUUCAGUAUGAAGUCAUUGGCAAUUACUAUUCAUCGGAGAGAAUGGCUGAUAAUGCCUGUGUUCUUUUUGCCGUCUCUGUUCUUAUGUUUAUAAUCAGUUCAAUGCUGGUAUAUGGAGCAAUUUCUUAUCAAGUUGGUUGGCUGAUUCCAUUCUUCUGUUACCGGCUUUUUGACUUCGUUCUCAGUUGCCUGGUUGCUAUCAGUUCUCUCACUUACUUGCCAAGAAUCAAAGAGUAUCUGGAUCAAUUACCUGAUUUUCCCUACAAAGAUGACCUCCUGGCAUUGGACUCCAGCUGUCUCCUCUUCAUUGUUCUCGUGUUCUUCGCCUUAUUCAUCAUUUUUAAGGCGUAUCUAAUCAACUGUGUUUGGAACUGCUAUAAGUAUAUUAACAACAGAAACAUGCCAGAGAUUGCUGUGUACCCUGCCUUUGAAGCACCUCCGCAGUAUGUUUUGCCAACCUAUGAAAUGGCCGUGAAGCUGCCCGAGAAGGAGCCGCCGCCUCCUUACGUACCUGCCUGAGGAGAUCCUGCCUUUGUCAAUAAACCCUAUACCAGCUUUUUGUCUCGUUUAUUGUACAAGAUGCUGCAGUACAGGGCUCUUCAGACUUGUUUGAUAUAAAAUUCAUUUUCCUUUGUUGAAGCAUUUAUUUUCAAACACUAACAAGCUUUUUGGACAUCUAUUCAAAGUCUGUUUUUGUUUUUUUUUUUUUGUCGUUAAGUCUAUACAUUUUAAUAGUUUUUGGAGACAAUCUAGGUUAAGCGAGAGCAAAGUGCCAUUGUUUGCCUUUAUUGGGGGGUGGGAUGGGGGUAUUCUCUACACAUUUUCUUUUUUAACUUUGCACUUUCUUUAUAUAAUAGUUUGCAUUUUGGUUAUUUGCUACCCUGGAUACUUUCAGGAAGAAUGACUUAAAUAUUCGGGGUGAGUGAGUUGGGAUAUAAGAUCUGAAGUUUUCAGCUAUGGAAACGGAAAAUACGUAACCUUUUAACUUGACCGUGGAAGAUGAUGGUUGCAUGUUUCUAAUUUGUAUGUGUUUCCAUCUUUGUGAUAAGAUGCUUUAAUAAAUCUCUUAAAUAUU
This is a messenger RNA of Odobenus rosmarus divergens (Pacific walrus), 2197 nucleotides long. RefSeq lists its product as uncharacterized. Gene Ontology annotation, cellular component: lysosomal membrane. The transcript is spliced from 13 exons. The coding region runs from base 1 to 1641 and encodes 546 amino acids. The record is from RefSeq and is a predicted model, not a curated record. NCBI's taxonomy places the organism in Eukaryota, Metazoa, Chordata, Mammalia, Carnivora, Odobenidae.